Talaromyces proteolyticus is the source of this 1617-nucleotide messenger RNA. RefSeq lists its product as uncharacterized. The record is from RefSeq and is a predicted model, not a curated record. The transcript is spliced from 2 exons. The coding region runs from base 1 to 1617 and encodes 538 amino acids. NCBI's taxonomy places the organism in Eukaryota, Fungi, Ascomycota, Eurotiomycetes, Eurotiales, Trichocomaceae.
AUGUCUCGUCGAAUGUCAAAGGGUAUCAUCAUCGUCUUGUCGACUUUGAUUGCCUAUCUCUCGAUCGUCAGCCUUUUGCGUACUGUUAAGCCGUCCCUGUUCGUAUGGUCAGAAGAAGACUUGGAGGAGUCAGAAUGGCUGGCCACCUCGACGUCGUGGUGGGACCGCAAACUAUGCCGGUUCUUCGGCCUAUGCGGAAUCGCUCACGUCCAUCUAGUUCGGACAUCAGCCAGACAUGAUAGAGCCAUGAGCCAGAAUCCCAUCGGUGUCGACGAUGACAAAGACUUCCGUCUGGAUUGGACUGUCACGGAUGGAGUGACGACAAACUGGACGAAUGAUGCACAUAUCCUGGGAGAGAUCCCAGAGUACGUUCUGGAAUACGCACCGUUGGUACAUUUGUUCUCGGGCGAGGAGUUCUGGCCAGGCGAUAUCGCGGAGCAUUUGGCACAUUCAACUCCGCAGCUAAACUACACACCCGUUCAGGCUGAGUGGGACCACCCUUCAUUGCACACUCUGAACGACUUGAAUCAGUGGGAAAGUGGAAAGCACGUCUACCUGACAAGCAACGAUAAUGUUGAGGACCGGCCUGCUUGGUUAGGGGGAGAAGUUAACAUUCCUCGACCUCUACCGAACCAACCCAACGAACCUGAUGAGCCCCCAACUAACGAUAAACCUGUGUACAACGAAGACGAUGACCGAGGAAAGUGGUACGACGCUGGAGACUGGCAAGAUAAUGUCGGGGCUCGUGUGGAAGACCCAGUCCUCGACGAAGGGUAUUCGCACUGGGAGGAUGGAGACGAACUUCGCAAGAGACAUGGUGGCAAGCCUGUCCGCGGAGGACGCAGCGAUGCCCCGGCUGUCUUGGUAGUUAUUGACAAGGGCAACGACAUCGUGGAUGCAUUUUGGUUCUAUUUCUACAGCUACAACCUAGGGAAUACAGUCUUUAACGUCCGUUUUGGCAACCAUAUUGGUGAUUGGGAGCAUUGCAUGGUGCGAUUCUUCAAGGGCCAACCGAAAGCGCUGUUCUUCAGCGCUCAUACCGCGGGCGAGGCCUUUAGCUACGAGGCUGUCGAGAAGCAGGGUAAAAGACCUAUCAUUUACUCGGCAACAGGCACGCAUGCAAUGUACGCUACGCCUGGCAUCCAUGAAUAUGUGCUUCCCUGGGGUCUGCUCCAUGAUCAGACCGAUCGCGGCCCACUUUGGGAUCCCGUGUUGAAUUCGCACUACUACACCUACAACUACCUGACCGACACUCUCCGAGCGUCCAAUCUCUCCCCACUCGCACCCACCGAGUGGUUCUACUUUAAUGGCCACUGGGGAGACAAGUUCUACCCGCUAGGCGAUCCUCGCCAGUACCGGUUUGCGGGUCAAUAUCACUACUCCAACGGCCCACUCGGGCCGCGCUUCAAGCACCUCGGUCGACGCAAGGUGUGCCAGGGCAAAUUUUAUGAGGCGUGCGUGAUCCGCAACUUUGUCGAUGAGGAGAAGCGAGCGAAACGAUGGGCGGGAGUCGGUGCUGGCGAGGAACCAGAAGACGAAGAUCUCGAGUCGAUCAUGGGACGUCGCGAAAACGCGCUAGUACAAUAUGCGGAGGCGCAAAAGAACCCUGUCAGGUAG